Molecule: messenger RNA, 865 nt
Organism: Dendronephthya gigantea
Lineage: Eukaryota; Metazoa; Cnidaria; Anthozoa; Malacalcyonacea; Nephtheidae
Product: phosphatidylglycerol/phosphatidylinositol transfer protein-like
Exons: 5
Coding region: 104-709 (201 amino acids)
Source: RefSeq, a predicted model, not a curated record
AUUCCGGUUCAACAGAGACAUUCUGACAGAAGAAAAAAUCCAACAGCCACUGCAUGACUGCGACGUAUAAUAAUAUACUUAGCGCAAUCGUCGAUGCGCAAAUAUGUUUAUGCUGGCAAAAUCGCGGUUUCUUGGCAUCGGUUACAAGAAGCGCGUCUGUAUGGUCGUUUUCCUGGCUCUGAUUUGCUUGAUCGUAAUCGCAAAGCAAUAUUUUUGUGUAAAAUUCUCAGACAUACGCUCCAUCCAUAAAGCGUUCACGGGCAAAAGCGCUCGCUCCAAUUUCGACUGGGAUGGAUGGGUGAAGAAGAAUAAUUAUUUGUCAAUUGGGGACGUCUACGAUAUGUGUGAUUCAAAGAAUGAAAAUCGUAUAAAAGUUGGUAAAGCUAUACUGAGUUACGAUUCGUCAAACGGCAGAAUAUAUGCGACCCUCGUAGCGAAUAUUACAUUAGGUGAAGAUCUCGUACGUGGGAAAGCUAACAUUUACUUAUCAUAUGGUGGUCGAGUUUUGUUCAACGAAACGUUUGAUGUUUGCCGUGAUAUCCAUGUCAAGGGCGUGAAAUGUCCCAUGCGAAAAGGUUAUAAAAUUUCUGUCAAUGAAAGAAAGAAAUUCCCAUCUCAUAUGCCAAAGGGCUACUUUCUCGCUGCUGGUCAUGUGCGCAACCAAGACAAUAGAUGCUUAGGGAUUGUUGAAGCUGAAUUCAAAAUUUGAAGUGAUUUGUAGAUACGCAUGUUUACGCAUGUUAGUAGUUUUCGAUGAAUAUUUUAAGCUAUUUAAUUCUUCAAGUAUUCGUCCGUUUCACGCGUCCGCGCCAGGGCCGUAGCUAGAAGCUUAAUUUGUGUGUGGGGGGGGGGGGGGUUGUAUAUU